GUGCCCUCAAAUCUCCUGCAGGGAAGGGCAUUUCCACUGACCCUGGGCUUGGUGUUGGGUCAAGGGUUUGAGAAACGUGUGGAGGUGAAGGAUUUUCAGGCAUCAGGGUCACUGCCUGCUUCUGACCAGAGAACAUGGGACCCGGCCUGCGCCCGCCUCCUGCAAACCCAGGUCCUCACCCUCAGGAUCAGGGCCCACCCUUGUUGCACUCCCUGGGCCCCGCCUCUGCCCAAACAAAUAUUGCAGACAGGUGUGUUGUCCUGUGAAGGAGAUCCUGGGUAGGUGUGUGCCUUGGCAGUCCCAAACACCCCAUGGCAUCGUGUUCCUGGCGGUCAGGUCUGCACAGGGAUGGGGACGAUGGGUCAGACCGGAAGGUUGGGAUCAUGUGGUGGGGACCUGGAAUUCUGUUUUGGUCCCAGCAUAGUGCUUCCAGUUUGGAGGGAGGUAAUUUUGAGGUCUGGUAAAGCUGGAGCGUAUUGUAAGGUGUGUUCUGGGGUCAGAUCUGUCACAUCAUCCUGAUGGCUGUGCUUCCUGAGUGGAGGGCUUUGACUUUUGACUUUUUCUACGAUAAUCUCAGUACACAUGGUUUUUAAACUGGGACCCCAUCUGGUGGGUGCAGUGCUGUCAUAACUCUGCCGGCUUCCUGAGACCUGGGCUCUUGCAUGGCACCAGGGACUGCAGUGGUUUUCUGGGAUGGUGACUCCCAGACCCCUCCUCCCACUUGGCUGACUUCUUGGGAAGAGUUGUCCACGAGCUUCCCAGACCCUGAGUACUGGGCCCUGCCCGGAGUUCCCGACUUACGGCCACAGGGGCCCUGGGGGACGCGCAUGUCUGACGAGCGCCCAAGGCCCCACUUGGGGAGUCCAGGGCCCGUCUCUGCUGAGUUGUUGGCCUCACCCCUGCUGCGCGGUGGUGUGGGCUCUGGGUAGGGUCUGUGUUGCUCUUGGACCGGGAAUGGGGCAAAGAGUGUGAUUUCGGUUGGAUUGCUGAGGGACAGGUGAGGGUCAGCCUGAGUCAGGUUGGAGGUGUUGCACAGGAGUAGUAACGAGGGGUCGGGGGUGGGGCAUGAGCUGGAUUUGAGUUGAGGCUCCACGCUUAGCCAGCAAGUAACCUUUUGGGUCUCCCUUCUAGUUGUUCCCAGGUCUGCAUUGACCCUGGCUGGAGACAGGGGUAGGUGAGCCUGAGCCAGGAAACGUGGCUGGGAGGUUGUUCUUCUGAACCCGGCUGAGAACCCUUGUGGUUGUGGAGAACCCCAUGUUGUACUCAGGAAUGUGGGGUGUUGGACCUCUUCCCCCACAAGAGCAGAGAGGAGACCUGUUGCCAGCUCUCCAUGGAAAUCUGAAGGGUUGGGGCAGGCUGCUGGUCAUCCCCUUCCAGGAGACACCAAGGCCUUGUUUAUGGGACAUUGAACAUGUCGGGAAUCGCCCUCAGCAGACUCGCCCAGGAGAGGAAAGCCUGGAGAAAGGACCACCCGUUUGUAAGGGCUUUGUGGCUGUCCCGACAAAGAACCCCGACGGCACGAUGAACCUCAUGAACUGGGAGUGCGCCAUUCCAGGGAAGAAAGGGACUCCCUGGGAAGGAGGCUUGUUUAAGCUACGGAUGCUUUUCAAAGAUGAUUAUCCAUCCUCACCCCCAAAAUGUAAAUUUGAGCCACCGCUGUUUCACCCGAACGUCUACCCUUCGGGCACAGUGUGCCUGUCCAUCCUCGAGGAGGACAAGGACUGGAGGCCAGCCAUCACGAUUAAGCAGAUCUUGUUAGGAAUACAGGAACUUCUAAAUGAACCAAAUAUCCAGGACCCAGCUCAAGCAGAGGCCUAUACGAUUUACUGCCAAAACAGAGUGGAGUACGAGAAGAGGGUUCGAGCACAAGCCAAGAAGUUCGCGCCUUCGUAAGCGGCGGCCGCGGCAGCGUAAGAAGGAAGGGAUUGGUUUGGCAAGAACUUGUUUACAACAUUUUUGCAAAUCUAACGUUGCUCUGUACAAUUACUAGUCACCUGGGAGGGUGGGCGGGCGCCAUUUUCCAUUUCCGCCACUGGCACGCAGUCCUGACUCGCUGAGCUGCCCGGUUUUUCAUACAGGGUCUCUUCCUUCAGUCUUUUGUAUUUUUGAUUGUUAUGUAAAACUUGCUUUUAUUUUAAUAUUGAUGUCAGUAUUUCAACUGCUGUAAAAUUAUAAACUUUUAUACUUCGAUGAGCCCCGAGGAGCUAGUUUCCUUUGCUCGCGGACGCAGGCAUGCUUCCCGCCGUGUAGAGCUACACGUAGCCUCCCGCCUCGCUCCCCGCAGAACCCAGGUUGUGUUGCUUAUGAGCCUCAGAUCCAAAGGCAGCCGGCGUCUCGUCUCCGCAUCACUUCCUUUGUGUUUAUAUGGCGUUUUGUCUGUGUUGCUGUUUAGAGUAAAUAAACUGUUUAUAUAAAGGUUUUGGUUGCAUUAUCGUCAUUAAGACUGUGAGGAGGCGGCCUUGCGGUGCGCUGGCCCCCCACGCGGCUGCAGGCCCGUGGAGCAGAGCUCGCUGUGCUCCGGCGCGCCUGGACCCGCGUGGCGCUCGGCCUGGGCCUCUGUAAAUAGUGCCGUGUGCAAGGACGGUGUGUGUCCAGGGCUUGUCCCCCAGCCCAGGUCUUCGGGCUGCGCAGAGAGCAGAUGUGGUCAGCUUGGAACUGGUGUCUAGAGCCUUCUAAAGCUGGUUCGGGCCAGACCCUGCCCCAGGGAGGACUGCGUGCCAGCAGCUCCCCUCUUCCUGGCACAUGCUGGAGCCUGCCUGGGGGGCCUGCGGCCUCCUGCUGCCCGCCCGGCCUCACCGGCCGCCCUGGGAUCGUCCUGCGCCAGCUCCCCAACCCUGGGUGCGGGCGGCCCGGCAUCGGGACAGACGCCCCGGAGGCUGGACUGAGGCCGCCGUGCACAGGUACUUCCUUUUUCCUGAAGGACUCUGAGCCCGGUCUGCCUGUGGGGCUGUUCUCAGAAAGCACCCCGAAACCUGAGCUGAGCUCCGUGAAGUCAGCUGCCUGCUCAAGCUGGGAAACGGGCCUGGUUCCUGGCUCAGCCUCAAGGAGCCCUAGACGGAGACGAGGAGAAGCAGGGGCCGGGCCCGGUGAGCACAGUGCCCUACACCAGCUGACCUCGCCUUCCCACCCUGGGGACCCUCGCUUUCCCAAGCGGGUCACCUGUGGCUCCAGCACACGGACUGAGCUGGGGCGGGAGGGCUGGUCCCAGGGCCCUCGGUCAGGAAGGGCAUCUCGAUGUGGCCCAGCAGCAGGACGGCAGUGAGAGUGGGAGGUGGCCUCCUCGGCCCCUUGGCCACAGUCGCUGCGUGGCUCCGAGGUCCCAGUGCCUUGCUCACUCGCGUAGCUGGACGUUUAGCAGAGCUCAGCUUGAUGUUGGUGAUUUAUUCCUGAUGCGAGGCCCUUCGGGGGGACUCCGCUGGCGUGUUUGUCGCCUCUCCCAGAACGUCUUAUUUUGUAAUGACUGAGAUACACUUAGGAACAGCCGCACAUGUAUAUGCUUAAUGUAUAUGGAAAUUCAAUAUAUUUUCUAGUUGAAGCAUUCUAAAGUAAUCGAUGUUUCUAGCAAAUUGUUAUGAUUUCAACUAAUGAAAUGUCCUUUUGUGCCCCAGUCCUUGGCUUAACAACGUUGUGACUCUUGUAACAGGAAAAGUAUGGAACGCGUCCAUCCUGUUUCUGGUGUGAGGGAAGAGAGUGUGUUCCCAGCAUGAGGCGCCUAAUGAUUAGUAAGGAAUUGUGGGCAAUACAUUAACCACUGUAUCCAAGAACCCUGUGAUUAAAAACAUUUCCACAAA
Messenger RNA from Ailuropoda melanoleuca (giant panda), 3791 nucleotides. It is a transcript of the gene UBE2I, whose product is annotated as ubiquitin conjugating enzyme E2 I. The transcript is spliced from 7 exons. Bases 1255 to 1893 code for a protein of 212 amino acids. The record is from RefSeq and is a predicted model, not a curated record. Lineage: Eukaryota; Metazoa; Chordata; Mammalia; Carnivora; Ursidae.